AUGCACAAGGCUACAUAUAUCGCCGGCCCAGCACCUCACAGGGCUAGUCCGACUCUGACUCGCCCAGGCCGAUCUUCAUCGCUCGACGAGAACGCCCGAUUUGUCACCUACACGCGCGGUGCCGUUGCCAAGAUCCGGUUGACCUACAUCCGUCUGCUGAUGCCCCCCCCCAACGGAGCCGGUGCCGCGCCGGAGAGCUGGCUGAUGGGCAAGGAGGCCUUUGAGGGCCGCAUGCCACACCAUAACGGCAUCAAGGCGCUGUGGGAGACGAAGUGGAGGUUUCCGUGCUCCAUAAGCGUGUAUCCGUUCCAUGACGGCCAGCCAGAGGACUUUGCGCCCAUCUUUGAGCACCUGAUUGAGCACGACAUCAACGACGGCACAUCGGCCGCGUACACGGAGGCCUUCUUCCCCGUGGCAGAGGCGCUGACGGCACGGGCAGAGACGCUGCUGUCCGAGGCAGACAGCGGAGGUGCAGAUGCGACAGCCAAGACGAAAGAGGCGUCGGCGCUGCUGCUGCGGGCAUGCUGCGUGUACCGGAUCGCACGGUUCCCGUACAUCACGUCGCGGCCGACAGUCAACGACGUGACCAAAUGGCGGGCCUGGGAGGCGCAGAAGGCGGCGUAUCUGCGGGCGGCCGCGACGUGGGAGGUGCCCAUUUGCGAGGUGGCAGUGCCUCACAGACAUGGGCUGGCAAACGAGGGCCACACGAUCCCUGUCUACCUGCGGCUGCCCCCCGGUGCCAGCAGCUCGAGCAAGUGUCCGGUGAUGGUGCUGCUGACCGGUCUCGACGGCUACCGACCCGACAACACCGGCCGCUGCGACGAGUUUCUGGCACGUGGCUGGGCCAGCGUCGUGCUCGAGAUUCCCGGCACUGCUGACUGUCCGGCUGACCCGGCCGACCCGGAAGCCCCUGAUCGACUCUGGGACAGCCUGUUGGCUUGGAUGGCUGCCGAUGUGCCGCAGCUCGACCUCGGCCGCGUUGCCUGCUGGGGCCUCAGCUCCGGUGGCUACUACGCCGUCCGCGCCGCUCAUACGCACGCCUCCCACCUCGUCGGCGUCGUCGCCCAGGGCGCCGGCGUCCAUCACUUCUUCUCGGCCGACUGGCUCGCCCGUGCCGACGGCCACGAGUACCCCUUCCGGCUGACGCCCGCUAUGGCUGCCAAGCACGGCUUCUGCACCGGCGACGACGACACCGCCGGCAUCGCUGCCUUUGCUGCCGGCGGCGCCCUCGCUCGCUUCUCGCUGCUCGCUACCGGCAUCCUCGACCAGCCGUCGACACGGCUGCUGCUGAUCAACGGCACCAAAGACGGGCUCAUGCCCAUCGAAGACUCAAUGCUACUAUUUGAGCACGGCACGCCCAAGGAAGCCCGCUUCUUCUCGGGCGCUCUGCACAUGGGCUACCCGAUGGCGAAUGGGUCGGUGUAUCCGUGGCUGGAGAGUGUGAUGAAGUCGACAAGUGGCAAUAUUAGCAAUAAGUGA
Molecule: messenger RNA, 1479 nt
Organism: Grosmannia clavigera kw1407
Lineage: Eukaryota; Fungi; Ascomycota; Sordariomycetes; Ophiostomatales; Ophiostomataceae
Product: pigment biosynthesis protein yellowish-green 1
Exons: 4
Coding region: 1-1479 (492 amino acids)
Source: RefSeq, a predicted model, not a curated record